Molecule: messenger RNA, 585 nt
Organism: Hyaena hyaena (striped hyena)
Lineage: Eukaryota; Metazoa; Chordata; Mammalia; Carnivora; Hyaenidae
Product: cytochrome c
Exons: 1
Coding region: 65-382 (105 amino acids)
Biological process (GO): mitochondrial electron transport, cytochrome c to oxygen; mitochondrial electron transport, ubiquinol to cytochrome c
Cellular component (GO): mitochondrial intermembrane space
Molecular function (GO): electron transfer activity; heme binding
Source: RefSeq, a predicted model, not a curated record
AGCUGGACGUCCGGCUUGGGAGCGGGCACCUUCGCUUCGCGCGCGACCAAAGAGCGAUUUAAAAAUGGGUGAUGUUGAGAAAGGCAAGAAGAUUUUUGUUCAGAAGUGUGCCCAGUGCCAUACCGUGGAAAAGGGAGGCAAACACAAGACGGGGCCAAAUCUCCAUGGUUUAUUUGGGCGAAAGACGGGUCAAGCCCCUGGAUUUUCUUACACGGAUGCCAACAAGAACAAAGGCAUCACCUGGGGAGAGGAGACACUGAUGGAGUAUUUGGAGAAUCCCAAGAAGUACAUCCCAGGAACAAAAAUGAUCUUCGCUGGCAUUAAGAAGGCAGGGGAAAGAGCAGACUUGAUAGCUUAUCUCAAAAAAGCUACUAACGAGUAAUAGUUGGCUGUUGCCUUAUUUAUUACAAAACAAAAAUGUCUCACGACUUUUUUAUGUGUACCAUAUUUAAAUUGAUCUCAUACACCAGAAUUCAGAUCAUGAAUGGCUGAUAGAAUAUUUUGGACAGUUCUGAUUUAAAUGAGAUUGGCUUGUGGUUAAAUGAAUAUGAUUGGCUUUUUGAACUUUGAUAGUAAUUCUGGUUC